This is a messenger RNA of Helianthus annuus (common sunflower), 1608 nucleotides long. RefSeq lists its product as uncharacterized. Gene Ontology annotation, molecular function: protein binding. NCBI's taxonomy places the organism in Eukaryota, Viridiplantae, Streptophyta, Magnoliopsida, Asterales, Asteraceae. The record is from RefSeq and is a predicted model, not a curated record. The transcript is spliced from 3 exons. Bases 1 to 1608 code for a protein of 535 amino acids.
AUGAAGAUUCGUUUGGUUGUAUACAACGGCGGAAAGUGGGAAAUCGUUAACGGAAAGUUGGAGUAUGUUGCUGAUGCUGAUUCAAGUAGACGUGGUUUAGAAAUUGAACCCAACCUUUCAUACACUGCUCUUCUAAGUAAAGUGUCAACAAUGUGUAGUUGUACAAACAAUACGAAGUUAUCGUAUCGGUUGUCUUCCUUUAGUGAUCCAAUAGAUAUAAUAAACGAUGAAGAUCUUGCAAUGUUUUAUAAUUUUGCUAUGGAAAAUAUUUUUGAAAUUUAUAAAUUAUAUGUCGUUGAAGGGUUAUGUGCUAGAUCAUCUAGUUUUUCACCUCCAAAAAAAUUUUUAGUUCCUGGUUUAAAUUUCUUUACUGAUGAAGAAAAUUAUGAUGUUGUAAACGACUACCAGCCAAAUCCUGAUAAUUCAUUUGAAAUUUGUUUGCGAUCUUCAUCAAUUACUUUUGAACCAGGUCACGUAUUUAAUAACAAAGAAGACAUGAAACUUGAGUUGGGAAAAAAAUGUUUGUUAGAACACUUUGAGUUUAAAGUAGAUAGAUCUUCUAAAACUCGGUACCAAGUGUCAUGUUUGGUGGACGGUUACGUCUGGCGUUUUCGUGCAAGGAGUUUUGGGGAUAGUGGGGUGUUUUUUGUUAAGAGUUUUAACGAUAAACACACGUGCUCGAAGACGCUAACGUACCCACAUGUUCGUCAGGCAAACCCAAAUGUUGUUGCUCAUUAUUUAAAAGAACCUUUAAAAGACAGUGGUAGAAUAUAUUGUUGUAAUGAAAUAGUGAAAGAUUUUAGACAAAGAUUCCAAGUUGAGAUAACCACUAGUCAAGCUUGGCGUGGAAAAAGUCUGGCACUAGAGCUUUUACAAGGAUCAAGUAGAGAUUCAUUUGCAGAACUACCAUUUUGCUGUUACAAUCUAGAGCAGGCAAAUCCUGGUUCUGUCACACAUAUCAAGACUGAUGACGAGCGUCGGUUUGAAAUGGUCUUUGUCGCGAUUGGUGAUGCGAUUCGUACCUUUAUCUGUAAUCUAAGACCGGUGGUGAUCAUUGAUGCUGCACACCUAAAGGGUGAAUUUAAAGGGACGUUAUUUUUAGCAGUCGGGAUGGAUGGAAACAACCAAAUUUUACCAAUUUCCUAUGGAAUAGGAAAAUCAGAGGAUGGUGAAUCUUGGACAUGGUUUCUGUCAAAGCUUAAAGAAUGUGAAACCGAUUGCAGUAAGUAUUGCUUCCCGUGUUACUCAAACGAAGUCUAUAAGAAAACUUAUGAAGAAGCGAUUUAUCCUCUUCCUCAUAGAUCUGAAUGGGAGACUCCAGAAGACCUUAUCAAUCUUCAACCGCCGCAUAUGACAAAACGCCAGGCUGGUCGUCCUCGAGAAAACAACCGGAUCUUAUCCGGCGGGGAAGAACCUACUCCCCUGUAUUAUUCCCGGUGUAACUCAUACGGUCAUCAUCGGGAUGUCUGUCGGCAGCCCAUGCCGUCAGAAAUUCGUACUCGCAAAGACCCAGACAAAGGGAAAGGGAAAGAAACCGAUGAUCCUGAUCAUUUUACACAAUCUCCGUCUGAUUAUAUAUACCCGUCUUUUAACUUGGGAGACUUUUAA